AUGCAAGGCUUUGUCAAAGACCGGCAAAACACCAACAGUCCGCAUAAUGCUCUAACCAAUGCCCAACACGUACCCAAGACUGGCCGGCAAGCUGUUGGUGCUAAUGCAAGGGUGCCAAUCAAAAAUGGACUUCCUUCCCAGCGACGUACACCAGUAUCUGGAGCCCUGGGACGUGGGUCUGCCAACGCUCAGAACAGCUCAGCUGUCCUGCAGAACCCUCGACGCGCUCAUUCGGCUCAAGGUCACAGUCAAAAACGUGAUCCCUACGAUACUGAUGCAGAAAGCCUAGACACUACUAUCGAUCAAUCUGUUGUUCAAGUAGAGGGCGUUCCACGGAAUGAGCAAGUCUUUGACCUUGGUGUGAGUGACGAUGUGGGAGAAAGCAAUCUAGGCUCCGAAGAGUCAGAGCAUCUUUACGAAGAGGAAAACCAAGGCAUCACCCAAGAUGAUGAAGACUUUCUCAAGCAGCAAGGACUUAGUCAUAUAGAGCAAAGUCAAAAGAUUGUAUUCCUACAGCAAGCGGGACGAACGGGUCUGCCAAACAUCGAUGGCGAUUCAUACCCAACUACCACAAACGGCGAGCCUUCUGAAUUGGAUGGUAUCCAGGAGCCGCCUUCCGAUAAUCGUUAUGAAGGUCGUCAAAGCUCUCCAUUCCGUCAGCACCUCAACGUCAAGCAUGAGCCUGGACAGCCAAAUGUGCUGCAGUCAACACAUCGCCAACAGAAACUGUAUAUGCCAGUCCCGAGGCAGAGCCUCCAUAAGCCUUCGCAGCUGUUUGAGCAGUCUGCACAACUCCGCGAUCAGACACGCGCCAAUGCGCCCACUGUGCAACAACCUAGGCAAAACUUUCAGCAGCAUCGUGUCGUAGCUCAGUCCGGCCAGCCACCCGCUUACAGUCAGCCAAAUGCAAGGGUUGCUGCUGCUGGUUUUCCCAUGAUUGCAAAUCCCUAUCAGAACACCCAUAUCGAAGCCAAUAAUCAGCAAUAUGUCCAUCGUCAAGAACCUGGUCCUUCCCAUGUGCAGUUCCAUUUCGAACCCGUAAAGCCAAUGGAGCCACCUGCACCUGUAGAGUACCCUUUUUCAGCGCAAGCGAUACCCAAACAAACAAGCUACCAACCCCCAGUCGAACAGGUUGCAAUUGAGGAGCCUCAGGCUAUCCAAAUCGAAGAUUAUGACCCUGAGACGCUCUUCAACAUCAAGUAUGAAAGCCUCAAGAAUGAAAGCUUCGAUACCGAUCCACGUGCGAAACCUGCUGUUCUCAAUGAGGAAGAUGCCCAGAAACCUUUAUCCGAACGUCUCGUCCUGGUACAGAAGAAUCUCAACCCAGACAAGCAAGCCGAUUUCUUUUCCUCCCUCCCUACUAGUGAAUGGGAGGAUGCUGGGGAUUGGUUUCUUGAUCAGUUUCAGAGUAUCAUUCAGCGCAUGAAGCAAGCAAGGCAGAAAAAGCGUAAGCUUGCGCAAGAGUUUGAAGAAGAAGUCGAGAAGCGACAUAGGCAUGUGGCGAAGAAGCAACAGCAGGUCGAGCAGGCUAUGGAAAAGAUGAAGGCUCAGGGUGAAAGUCUGGUACCUAGGAGUCCGAGACCUUCGAAGAGCCCUAGGCCCAGAAGGAACUAA
This is a messenger RNA of Bipolaris maydis ATCC 48331, 1614 nucleotides long. RefSeq names its product extracellular mutant protein 11-domain-containing protein. NCBI's taxonomy places the organism in Eukaryota, Fungi, Ascomycota, Dothideomycetes, Pleosporales, Pleosporaceae. The record is from RefSeq and is a predicted model, not a curated record. Gene Ontology annotation, cellular component: RNA polymerase I core factor complex. Gene Ontology annotation, biological process: nucleolar large rRNA transcription by RNA polymerase I. Gene Ontology annotation, molecular function: TBP-class protein binding; RNA polymerase I core promoter sequence-specific DNA binding.